AUGACCGAACUCACAUUCGCCAAGUCUUUCAUUCACAUUCUCGAGUCGCGGCCUUCUAAAAUCACUGCCGACCAUGUUGAAGAUCCAAGAAAUUAUCCCUCAAGAGGGGCAGCUAUCCUUCCAAAGAUGCGAAAACCUCUCGCGAAACGUCUCAAGUUAGCUCCGGGGCAAGAACGUAGUAUUUCAGUAUCACUCAAAUCAUCACGAAACCCACCUCUCGACGUAAUACUCUCUGCCCUAUCACCAAAUACUUCAAUCCUCAACCUGAAGGAGUUAUUAUCCGAGAAAGAAGCCAUACCUGUAGAAAAGCUGAGGGUGCUGUACAACAAGAAGCCAGUCGGAGAUGCAAAAAUCCUGAAAGAGAUUAUCGGUGAAGAGGAGACUAAAGUUGAAUUUAGCAUCAUGGUAAUGGGUGGAGCUUGUUCCGUGAGGAAAGUCGAGAAUCUCGAGAAGACAGUAGAGGCACCUGUUGCACAAGGGCCUAGCGGCCUGGAAACUCUUGCCGGGGAAGAAUUUUGGGGAGAUUUGAAGGGGUUUUUGGUGCAGAGAUUAAGGAAUGAGGAGCAGGGAAACAGAGUGUAUGAAGUAUUUCAGAAAGCCUGGGAAGAAAACAAUAAAUGA
This is a messenger RNA of Sclerotinia borealis F-4128, 621 nucleotides long. Lineage: Eukaryota; Fungi; Ascomycota; Leotiomycetes; Helotiales; Sclerotiniaceae. The record is from the annotation of a GenBank genome assembly.